Messenger RNA from Haplochromis burtoni (Burton's mouthbrooder), 4417 nucleotides. RefSeq names its product heterogeneous nuclear ribonucleoprotein L-like. Gene Ontology annotation, cellular component: nucleus. Lineage: Eukaryota; Metazoa; Chordata; Actinopteri; Cichliformes; Cichlidae. Gene Ontology annotation, biological process: regulation of RNA splicing; mRNA processing. Gene Ontology annotation, molecular function: mRNA binding. The record is from RefSeq and is a predicted model, not a curated record.
UCCCUCCAUGCACUCCUCUGCAUAGCCUGGAGAGAGCCUGUCGGUUGACGACUCGAUUCCGACCAAUGACACGCCGUGUCUGUAAGGCGCAGGACCAGUUUCACCAAUAACAGAAGGCACUGGGCGGGACAUAUAUAUAGAAAAUCACUGGCGCUGGAGAGAGACAGACGCAUCCGUGGAAAGGACCCGUGAGACGAGACAGGUACCAAAGGAUCAUUCUCGGCAUGGACGUGUCAGAGUGACCAGCUGCAGACACUGUCGCUUCGUCCACCUGAUCCACCACCGAGCAUGUCUACUCCAGAAGAAGCCGGCCAGCGUGAGGAAGGGGAGUACGGAAGGGCGGCUAAACGGCUCAAAACAGAGGAGACGGAGGCGGAUGAGAGAGAGGAGGGGGAAGAGGAGCUGGAGGAAGGAGAGGAUUCGGACUCCGGAUCGCUACCCGGUAACGGAGAGUCGGCGACAGACAAUCGGGCCCGGUGGAGCGCGAGCCAAUUCGGAGCAGGGCUGAGGGAUAAUGGCGAGGACUCCCAUCGUAUCUCUCCCAGUCCCGUGGUGCACGUUCGGGGUCUGUGUGAGGCUGUGGUGGAGGCAGACCUGAUAGAUGCCCUGGAAAAGUUUGGACCCAUAUGUUAUGUGAUGAUGAUGCCAUUCAAGCGUCAGGCCUUGGUGGAAUUCUCUGCAGUGGAGAGUGCAGACCGCUGUGUGUCCUGUGGAGCCAAGGAGCCAGUAUACAUUGCAGGUCAACAAGCAUACUUUAAUUAUUCCACAUCCAAAAGAAUCACCAGGCCUACAAAUGCUGACAACCCCAACAGUGGGAACAAAGUGCUCCUGCUGUCCAUACAGAACCCACUCUACCCUAUAACAACGGAUGUUCUGUACACUGUAUGUAACCCCAUUGGCAGUGUGCUAAGGAUCGUCAUCUUUAAACGAAAUGGAAUCCAAGCCAUGGUGGAAUUUGAGUCGGUUCAGUGUGCUCAGAAGGCGAAAGCAGCUCUGAAUGGAGCUGACAUCUAUGCAGGUUGCUGUACACUAAAGAUUGAAUAUGCAAGGCCAACACGUCUGAAUGUUAUUAAGAAUGACAACGAGAGCUGGGACUACACAAAACCAUACCUGGUCAGACGAGUGUGUCGAAGCAGCAUGCAGUAAUCCCCAGCCAGGUUUUUGAGUUAGAGGAUGGCAGCAGCAGCUAUAAGGACUUUGCUAUGACCAGAAACAAUCGCUUUAGCAGUGCCGGACAAGCCUCCAAAAACAUCAUCCAGCCUCCAUCUGCAGUGUUGCACUACUAUAACGUUCCUCCGUGCAUAUCACAGGAUCAUUUACUGAGGCUGUGCACGGAGCAUGAUCUGCCUGGCUUUGUCAAAUUUAAGAUGUUUGAUGCCAAACCCUCUUCUAAGACCAUCUCCGGCUUGUUGGAGUUUGACAGUAAGACAGAGGCUGUGGAGGUUCUUACUGUUCUCAACCACUACCAGAUUAGGAUUCCCAAUGGGUCCAACCCAUACACACUCAAACUGUGUUUUUCCACCUCAUCACAUCUAUAAAGAGCUACCGAGCUUAAAGAGAGCUGCUGGACCUGCUGAUAGCUGACCUCUGACCCAAGGAGGGAGCAUGAAAGGCAGACGCGAAGAGGAGUGAGGCAGAGAGAAACCGAGAUGAGAAUAAUAAAGGAUGGAAAUGGACGGGUAUUUAUAGAGUGCUUUUCUAGUCUUACUGACCAAUCAAAGCACUUUGAGUUUGAUGGCCACCAAAGAAGAACGUGGUAAUGGACACUCUGAGGAAUCCACUCUACAUUUAGACGUCUGUAAAGGCAACUGAAGUCACAUUUUAUGUUUAAAAAAAAUGUAAAAAAAAAUUAAAAAUGGAAACAAUUUUAACUUGCUGUCAUUUAAGGUUUCUUAGUGUUACAUAAACUUGCUGCCCUGUGGGAGCUAAGCUUACAGGCCGAGCUUUCACUGCAGUGCUUGGUCAGCAUGAGAUGCGUAGCUAAUUUAUGAGUUUACUAUAAAAAUAAUAACACAUGACAUCUGGAGGAAUCAUGUUAGGAAUGUCAUCAAGGUUUCAAUGACUAUUUAUGUUUAUCAGAAACAAAACUUUAUUGUUCAUGUAAAAAAUCAGAACCGCGUCUGGUUUAUUUUAGCCUAACCUGAAGAAAUGAAUCCAAUAUGUAGACUAACUUGUAGAGAAGAAACACUCUCUGUCAUGAUAUUUGCUGAGAAACUUCAGAGGACGAUACACAUUUUAUACACCUCAAGUGUCCCGAAGCAGCCCACGUCAGAAACCUGUCUAAUGACAUAUUAAUAAGCAGCUUGGAAUGAGUUUCCAUGUCUGGACAUGUUAAAAAAUGAGAUGUUGACAUCGACUGAAAACAUUUUUCUUACAUUUUAAAGUGGAUCAAAGUUAUUUUCCCCACUUAAUGUGAGUUUAAAAUGAGUCUACUGACGUUUUCCCCAGAAUUCUGUGCAUAUAUCUGUAGAUCUUUUAAUAUAUCAGUAUUUGAAUUACUGUACACAGAAAAUUGUAGUGGGUUUUAUUAGAGUCAGCUGCAACCUCUUGUGUUUUCUGUAUAAAUAGAAAUCAAUUGCGUGCUGUGUCCAUUUGAGGUCAUUUUAGAAUCAAAAUGUAUGUUAUUGUCACAGAGUUGCUGGACUCUCCUUUAUUGUAACAGUGAAAUAGAUGUGAACUGAAAACAGUGCAAAUCUACAGUCCAGAGAUCAGAAUAUGAGUUAUUCUUGUUUAUCUGAUUCAGGACUUCUUUGAUCUGUAGCAAGCUGAAAACAACAUUAGCCACGAGUCUGAGAGGAGGCUUCUGCAUGUAACUGCACUCAAUGCUUCUUAGAUGAUUAAACUGGGGAUACUGGACACAUUGCAUCAGCUUGUCAGCAUGAUCUUUAAAUGUCCCUGCUGUUACCUUAAGAUAACAUGUUUUCAGUUGUAACAGGAUGUAAACUACCUGUGUUGAUAUAUAUGGAAAUGGCAAUUUUAUUUAUGCAGCACACGUGCUAAAACCCGUGUACCUUUACAAUGCCUUAAGGCAACGAGAACCACAAAAUAUAAGUUUAAAAAGCAGAAAAAAGUCAAAUAAAAAACACCCGCUGAGUGAAGGCCUGUGUAACUAAAAAGGUGUUGAGUGAGCACAGCUUUGACUGAUCUCAGGUCAGCAAGCAGCAGGACGUCAAAAAUAGAAAAUAGCAUCCUUACAUCUAAUAUUGUGAUCAAACAGUUAAAAGAUGUGAACCUGAAGACCUGAGCUUUAACUUGAAAUGCGCUGUGGCUCAUUCCAGUAUAAAAUGCGUUGAUGUUGAAAAAAGAAUAACAGAAGUACCAUUUGUCCAAGCAGAAAAGAAAAACGUAAAUGUUGGAAUCUGACACUUUUACAAGAGCAGAGGGAUCACAUCUAACCUGGGAGGAAACAUUUCCUGAUGGUUGUGGUCUUUUCCAGGAUCACAUAAGGGCUUACUGUGUGUGCGUCAUGUGACAUUUCACCCACAGUCACAUGAUCUCGAGCCAUUUUAACACCGGUGGGGGAUUUUGGACCUUUGAGUUGGACAGUGCUCUCCUGCAUUACGCUACUAACAAUGAUGAAAUCAGAUUUGGAGGAAUGCUCGUCAUCACUUAUGCUGGAUUUUAGAGAUUUGGAGAAUAAAUAUCAGGGAGAGUUUGAAUCAUUAAGUGUCCCAAACUCGAUCUCUUAAUUGCAUCUUCAUCAUACAAAUAUGUGAUCUGUUUGCACAACAGUUACUGAGGACAGAAGGAAAAACUCGUAAUAAAAAGCAUUUUAAUUUGUGCAAUAUUCCGUCUGUUAAUCUCAAAUCUAAGGUAAAAAAGGUAAAACUGUUUUGGAUCAAAUACAAAUGACAAAGAGCCAAGUGUCUCUGUUUAAUCAGACUCACGGAUUCUAGAACUGAGGCGUCCUUGUUGUAAAUAAUAUUUGAACAUAAGCAAUAAUAACAGACAAGUUGUUGCUUAUGUACUUGCUGUGUAACAGUUGUAAAUGGGCACUAAGAGGUUUGUAUGUAACGUGCUGUUUCUACAGUGAUUUCAUUUGUUUUUUGGUUAUUUUGGGGUGUUUUUGGACAAAUGAGGGCCUUUGAGUUCUUAACCCUCUCAGCACUGAAAUAACAGAAAUGUUAUAUUUUUGUUACUAAAUAUAGUUACAUGGGUUACUUGUGUUCAAAAUGUUACAUUCAGAUGAUGGAAUUCGCUGUUACAUACUAACUUUUAUCUUUUAGUUCUGCAUUUGUUCUUUUGUAAAGUGUGAACGACCCAGUGCAGCAGUAAAAUGUAAACCGUGGCAAAAGCCUGAGUGUUAAUCACAUAACUGAUGGUUUGAGACAAGGAAGCAGGUAUAAGUUAUGAUUUUAAGACAGUAAAUGUUUGAUAUUGUUAACAGUUUGUUGUCAUUAAAAAAAUCCUAAAACAA